Molecule: messenger RNA, 2254 nt
Organism: Lacerta agilis (Sand lizard)
Lineage: Eukaryota; Metazoa; Chordata; Lepidosauria; Squamata; Lacertidae
Product: acyl-coenzyme A synthetase ACSM3, mitochondrial-like
Exons: 14
Coding region: 143-1873 (576 amino acids)
Biological process (GO): acyl-CoA metabolic process; fatty acid biosynthetic process
Cellular component (GO): mitochondrial matrix
Molecular function (GO): fatty acid ligase activity; fatty-acyl-CoA synthase activity
Source: RefSeq, a predicted model, not a curated record
AGUUAAUGUUUAUGUUCUUAAAGCUUAAACAUUUUCAGCUAAAUCUGACACUCUUAAACUCUGGUGACUCUCCUUUUGCAGUUCUUCCCAGAGUGUAGGAUGUGGUAAGUAUGUACAGGCAAGAUCAUUCACGGCAACUGCAAUGAAGCAUCUCUCCAGACUUUUAAAAUCUCUGAGUGCCUCCAAAUUGCCCUAUAGAAUUAAAAGCCAACCUUGCAGUGGAUCUCCAGAUUUGGAUUUCUCCGACUAUGAAGCUCUCUACAAGAAUGUGCCCGAGCAUUUCAAUUUUGCAAGCGAUGUGCUGGAUAAAUGGAGCCAAAAGGAGAAGGAUGGGAAGAGACCUUCCACUCCCGCCCUUUGGUGGGUAAGUGGGAAAGGCGAGGAGGUGCGGUGGAGCUUUGAGGAGCUGGCAUUCUUAUCCAGGAAAGCAGCCAACGUCCUCUCCAAAGCUUGCAAUUUGCAGAAGGGAGACCGAAUCAUUAUCCUCCUCCCGAGGGUGCCUGAGUGGUGGCUGGUCAGUGUGGGCUGCAUCAGAGCAGGUGUCACCUUCAUCCCAGCCACAACCCUGUUGACUGCUAAAGACAUUGUGUACCGGCUGCAAAAGUCUCAGGCCAAAUGCAUAGUUACAAAUGAGGCCUUGGCUCCAUUGAUCGACUCUCUUGCAUCUGAUUGCCAGUUACUGAAAACUCGGAUGUUGGUCUCCAAAGGCACCAGCAGAGAAGGAUGGCUGAACUUCCAUGACCUGCUGAAAGCUGCAGGUGCUGAUCACCAGCCUGUUAAAACAAGGAGUGAAGAUCCAGCUAUCAUCUACUUCACCAGUGGAACCACGGGUUAUCCCAAAAUGGUGGAACAUUCCUGCAGCAGUUUGGGGAUUGGACUAGCAAGUACCGGAAGGAACUGGAUGGACCUGAAACCUUCAGAUUUGAUGUGGGGUUUCUCCGACACAGGCUGGAUCAAAUUUGUCUUCAGCAAUUUGUACCCUACAUGGAUGCUAGGAGCGUGUGUCUUUCAGCAUGGCAUGCUGCAGUUCGAGCCAACAACCGUUCUCAAUACUCUUUCCAAGUAUCCAGUGACGAUCUUCUGUGGCACCCCAACUAUUUUCCGUAUGCUUCUGCAGCACGACGUUAGCAGAUACCAGUUCAAGAGUCUGAGACGAUGCCUGAGUGGUGGGGAGCCAACCAACCUUGAAGUGAUUGAGCAGUGGAAAGCUCAUACAGGAAUAGUAAUCCGUGAAGGCUACGGGCAGACAGAGACAACCAUACUUUGCUCAGCCCCGAAGGAUAUGAAAGUCAAGCCUGGGUUUAUUGGACCAUCAUCUCAUCCCUUUGAUGUCCAGAUAAUAGAUGAACACUGCAAUCGCCUGCCUCCUGGGGGAGAAGGAGACAUUGCUGUUAAAAUCAAACCCCAAAGGCCCUUGGGUCUCUUCUCUCGCUACUUGGAUGACCCUGAGAAAACAGCCUCAACAGAACGUGGAGACUUCUACAUCACUGGGGACCGAGGGAUCAUGGAUGAAGAUGGCUACAUCCGGUUUAUGGCAAGAGCUGAUGAUGUCAUCUUAUCUGCUGGGUAUCGCAUCGGGCCCUAUGAAGUGGAACAUGCCUUAAUGGAACACCCAGCAGUGGCAGAAUCGGCUGUUGUCAGCAGUCCGGAUCCCGUCAGGGGAGAGGUUGUGAAAGCCUUUAUCAUCCUGUCGCCUGCCUACGAGUCACGAGAGAAAGACCAAUUAAUUUGUGAGCUGCAGGACCAUGUCAAGAAGACAACAGCUCCCUACAAGUACCCCAGAAAGAUAGAGUUUGUCCAAGACCUGCCCAAGACAAUUUCUGGAAAAAUCCAAAGGAAAGAGCUGAGGAAGAAGGAGUGGGAGAAAGCCUAACAGGACUCUGAAACCAGCAUGAAAGGACUGAUUUUUAUUUGUCUCAAUAGUCUCAGAGGACUGAUGAGUAGGUAGAUAGAAGAUGUAAACUGUUUGCCACCAGGGACAAAUUAGACAUCACCAAUCACCUAUCAGCAUACGGUAACAUUAAGGGGUUUCUGACUAUGCAUGAAGCCUGGUGUCAGUGCUUUCCAACUCUCUUCAAGGUUGGAUGGCUGCAAUGCACUCUGUGUGGGGUUUCCCUUGCACCUGACCCAGAAACUGCAGUUAGCCCAGAAUUCUGCAGCCUGGCUGCUGACAGGAGUAAAACUCCAUCUGCAUAUGACACCUCUGCUCAGAAAUCCGCUCUGGCUGCUCAGUGGUUACUGGGACAAGUUCAAA